Molecule: messenger RNA, 1332 nt
Organism: Chelonus insularis
Lineage: Eukaryota; Metazoa; Arthropoda; Insecta; Hymenoptera; Braconidae
Exons: 4
Coding region: 561-1133 (190 amino acids)
Source: RefSeq, a predicted model, not a curated record
CAAUUAUCGCGUGCUCCAAAUCAACAAGAAAGUUAGUCUGGGGACAGGUUGAAAAAAAUGAUUGUAACAUUUUAGCGCUUAUCGACUUACAGGUGUAUGCUAAUAACUUUGAAAAAUAGUUAUGGCUGAUAUAUUAACAACUAAAACAUGACCUAGCUUUUUUAUGAUAUCGCGUGAGUUAAAAUACCAAUUAUAAUAGCAUAAUAAAGUUUUUUUUAUAAUAUGUGAUCAAGUCUGAAUAAAACAGUACUCUAUUGCAAAAAAAAUAAUAUUACAUUUUGUAUCUUAUCACUUUGGUAUUAUCAUCAAGUAGAAGAAAGCGACAAAAAUAUAAGUGGCGCGCCGGCGCAUUUUUCCUCAAUUUAUAUUUAGCUUUGAGAAUAUCACAGUUUAAGAAAGUUAUUCCCUGGAUUGAACGAUGCGUUUAUUUGUAUCAUAUGUACCUACAAAACAAGUAAAUUAGACUUUGAAGUUAACACUAGAUACCCCAGGUGAGCCGUUUCCAAACAUCUGGCUCGAUCAAUACAAGCAUGUGACUAGUUAGUGUACUUCAGUUCACAAUGCAUGCUACACUCACGAGGGUUAUUAAACAAAUGUUAUUGACUAUUUAUGAAACAAAACUGCUAUUCAAAAUCAGGACGAAGAUGUCAUGUGUACCGAAAAAAAUUGUUCGCUGUAUUGGAAAAUGCUCAUCAGGACUAACUUUAGAAGAACUGGAUAAUAUAACUGAUCAUAUUCAAAAGACACUUAAUGACUGUAAAGGGAGAAAAAUAUUUCGAGAAUUUCUUCGGCAAAGCAAUCGAGUAGAUGAUUUAGCUUGUUUAGACUUUUAUGAAAAAAUAUGUGAGUUUAUUGAAAACGACAAAACUGAAACUUCUUCUACUACGCAACCGAGCGUUAAAGUACUCACAGAGAAUAUAAAUGAAGCAUUAGACAUAGCUGCAAAUCUCUACGGAGUUCCAGAAAUAGAUAUGGCGCUUUUGGAGAGAUUCAGUGAGUGUUUGACGACACCCUGCAGAGCUGCUAUGCUUGAUGUGCUCUCAGAUACAAAACUACGUCUCAUGGAUCAUCUCACGAAUGCUCAUAAAGACUUUAGGAUUUAUCUACUUGAACCCUGUCCGAAAACUAAGUGACCUUUUAUUUUAAUUGUGAUAAGUUUAAUUUUGAAGGUCGAAUGAAUAUUCGGAAUGAAUGGAUUAUGUAUGCUACUCUACGACACACGCUUAAACAAUACUAAUAUGCAUAAGUAUAUUUAUUUUUUUUUUCAAAGAAUAGUAAAUUAUUUAUGUUAAUUUGAUGUAUGAAGUAUUGUUAUAUCUCUAACUUUCGAGC